UUCUUGUUCAAGAUAUGCUACGUCGGAGGCCGGCUCACGACUUCAUAUUUGGCUUUGGCGAAAUCCCUGAGAAUAAUAUUUCCAAGCUGAAGAUUGAUUUUUUAUUUUCUGGGCCGAAAUUGUUUCUGCUAAAUAGAUACAAUCUCCAGCAAUUUUUUUUGUAUGUUAUCAGGAAAUUUUAUCGGCCUCGGAAUUUGCCCUUUGGCAUUAUAUGCCGAUCCUCCCAAUCUUGGUUUGCUUGUUCGUGCAGCUGAAAAUUUGUGGACGUAUGCUGGAAGUGAGCUGCCUUUGAACUGAGGGUAAUGACUCCUACUAAUGGAUGUUUGAUAUUCCAUUACUAUCUGCCGUUGAUAAUAUGGGUAUCAUUAAACUUGGGCCUGAAUAGAGAUACUUACCAUGGUUUUUGUUUCUACGACAAGGUGCAGACAAUGAUUCUCACAAAGCAAUUUCGCUGCAUACACUCGGCAAGUUGUGUUUGUACGAAAGGACACCUUACUGAAGAAGUGUUAUUCUUAGUUUUUAAUCAUUUGAAUUGGAACCCUAAGUUGAUUGUGGCGCUUUCUUGUGUGUGCAAAUGGUUUGACGAUCUUGCUAAACGAGUGCUUUGGAAGGAGUUCUGUAGGACUCGAGCUCCCAAGAUGAUGCUUGAUUUGCAGUCGAGUGGAAGUCAUAGUGUGGAUGGGAACUGGAGAGCACUUGGCAAGCUGCUAAUAUAUUGUUCUGGAUGCAACAAAAAUGGGUUGUUCAAUAAUAUUAACAUUCCAGGCCACUUUGUCUACCGGACACGGUUCUCAAGGACAUCGGGCAAGAGCUUUCUCUUGCCACAAUGCAGAACGGAUGUCUUAUACGUGUCUGAUCCUUGCGAGCAUCUUGACCAAGGGGAUGAAGGAGAUGUUGGUUUUUUUCGUGGGAUAUUUAAAUCCUUUGCACUGUCAAAGGUCAGGAAAAUGCUGAUAAGCAGAAGUGCUCCAAUGCAUCCAACCGAGGUGUGUCCAUAUUGUAAGGCAAGGCUAUGGAACAUGCUGGCAGCUAAAAUGAUACCGUCAAGUGCUAGCUGCCGGUUGGGUGCUUAUGAAGAUUGUAUUGAGUAUUAUGUGUGCCUUAACGGGCAUGUGCUCGGGAUUUGUACCCUCUUGCCCCUAUCUGAUACAGAUGAAGCAUCAGAGGAGUGAUAAUUUAGUACAAGUCAGGGAUAUCAUGUAUGAAAGUAAUCGCAUUGGUGUACCUAUAUGAUGAAAAACAGCCAAUUUGGAGAAGUGGGCGAGUCAGAUAUUACAGACUGUUGAGUGGAACUUCUUUUUUCUAGUUUUGAGUUCCAAUCCACUCUAAGUCUGCUGCUUUGGGAUCUUUUUUUCCCCUACUUAGCAGACUGUUUUAGUGCAUUGUUAACCUUUCUACUGUUUUGUGUUCAUAAAAAAGUAUCUGUCUUGUACAAUUAUGACCUUCAAAACGUUCUGUAUUUGAAUGAAGGCUGGGUGUUUGACACA
Messenger RNA from Sesamum indicum (sesame), 1487 nucleotides. Its product is annotated as EID1-like F-box protein 2. Lineage: Eukaryota; Viridiplantae; Streptophyta; Magnoliopsida; Lamiales; Pedaliaceae. Gene Ontology annotation, molecular function: protein binding. The record is from RefSeq and is a predicted model, not a curated record.